Molecule: messenger RNA, 6921 nt
Organism: Phytomonas sp. Hart1
Lineage: Eukaryota; Euglenozoa; Kinetoplastea; Trypanosomatida; Trypanosomatidae
Source: the annotation of a GenBank genome assembly
AUGGGAGGCAGCGAUGCGGUAGAUCCAAAUUCAACAUUCAUGCGAAGAGGGAGACGUCAUCCGAAUUUGCUCGCUACCAUGACUCUCCCUUUGAAUAUUACGGAGCAGUUAAAAAGCGCACGUCAUAAACUUGGCAAUAUAGUUGAUCUAUCACCACCCAUGGCCUCCACCUCAACUGGGGGGCUCAACCCAGGCCUUGAAAAAAUUCAAAAAAACCUGAGUGUGAUAGCGGAAGCGUUGGAUACAUUUUUAACCACUGUGAAUACACCUGAUUCUCAGCUCAAAGCGAUCUCGCGGAUUACCAGUAGAGUGCGUGAGAGUCUUUCCGUGCCGAUUAACGUACCUGCAUCAUCCGUGGCCGCGUGCAAUCUUAAAUCUUGUAUGAAUAUCUUAACCGAGGAGUUUGCCAUACCGCUUUUAUUGGAUAGUCGUGUUCGGUAUCUACAUCGUGCCCUCACGACACUGCUUCGCCAAACCUGCGUUUUCGACGACGCGGCUCUCCAAAAAUUUGAAGAGAUUUUUAUUCGCAUGAUCGUAAAGUCUUGGAAGGAGGAUCCCACGACAAACCUGCCGAGUAUUUUCUCGUCGUCCUGUCAAGUUGAGACGAUUGGUUCAUCCACGGCGAUUUUAGCUUCCAAAAUGAAGGCUUCUAAGCAGGAUGUGAUGUUUUUUUUGAACACUAUCGAUUGUCUUAGUUCAACGCUCAUGCCAAUGGCGCCGCGCGUGUUUGAACAUACCUUUCUCGAGAUUCUCUCGCUCCUGGCGGAUUGCCUUUGUUGGUGCGUGAACAACGCCAUUCAGCAGCGACGUCUUAUUACGCUUCCUCCAGGCGAAAUGGAAGAACCUCAUACGAAUUAUCAUUCUAAUCAUACGAAUAAUAGUAAUAACUCUAAUAAUAUGGAUAAAGGCGCCGUAUUUGAUGAAGAUCUCGAUAGCGUUCGGUUUUGUGUGCGGAUGGUGGCAACCUACACGCAUCGGUAUUUACCCGAUUUACAUACCUUAUUACGGCGUUCGCGCCUUCGAAAGGCGGAUCAGCCGUGUGAAGUCCGGCAAUGUGUACUGGAAGAUUUUUUUACAAGACUUCUACGCCCUGUUUUUCUGAUGCUCACGUCAACGUUAUUUCCCAAAGACGUACUUAAUGCCGGUGGAUUACUCUUAGCUUCCAUGGUAACCGUGGGCGAAUGCGAUCCUUCUCACAUUCACGCCGUCUGCCGCCUCGUUUGCGCGGAGGUGGAAGAAAAUAUAAUUUCGGCCACAGAGCUAUGGGCGCUCCCACAGGACGUAUUUUCACUUGUCUAUACUCUUCAUUCAUCCCUGGCGUUGUUAAGCGAAGCGAAUGAGAGGAUCCGCACAUUCCAACGUCUUUUUGAUAGUUUCACAAACAACGGCCGCUUUGCCUUCCUGAAAGGUCUUUUAGCGCAUCUUUCGAGGCCGGUUUACGACCGUCCAAUCACUAUCGGCGUUCUUUUGCGCCCUCUUGGACCCUUGCAUGCUGACCGACCACAGAAUACACACGAAAAUAGCAAAAGUGAUGCCAAUAAAGAGGAUGAAAAGAGAGAAGUUAUAGCUUAUGAUAUCAUUGUCCCCUUCGCGGAAAGGUUUUCCUCGGCGAUUCAAGAGCCCGAAACGCGAUUUAUGGCAAUCCAAACAAUGGAUAGUGUCGUACGCCACGCAGCAGCGUGCUUUUCUUUUAUAUCAAACUGGCUGCGUACGCAAUCAGACGACAUUCCAAAACAUCGCGAUUCUAAAUUUAAUCAGGAAACACUCACGAUGGAUUCUACCUUUCAUCAACGCAAGAAGGAGCGCCGGGAGAAGGAUUUAUCGACUCCGAUAAAUUCUGAUUCUUUUCUGAAGGGUUCAACACCAUAUGAGGAUAGGGAAAAUAUAUUUUCUCUUUUCUACGCGUGCAGUUUGUUCCCCGUAAAGUUAGAAUGCACCCUGUACAACAUCACGCAGCUUAUUAUGGGGCUUUGGGAUGACGGUACCCAAUCCAUGUCAGGCGUUCUUUACGAAACCUACGAUCAGGUUCUUUUGGCAAAGCAGCAGUUUCGAUCCAUCCGGGUUAUUUUUCACCCCCCAUCUUUAAGUUCCCCUCAAAGAAAAGACGAAAAUGGAGAGAAUGUAGCCGAGAUGUUGACAGAUUCAAUGGAAACGCUGCUUCGUGUUCUUGCUAUUCAAAGCGAGCGUCGUGCGAGGUAUCAUGCUUUGCUUGGUCUUUUUUCUGUGAUACCACUUCAGCAGAUCCUGCAAGGUCUCGAUUUAUUUUUUAUCAAAAAUACCGACGGCGAUUCUACAUUCGCUGCGAUAGGAAUGCCUCUUUCUUUAGCUCACGAACCUGCCUUGGUUUGCUUUUCGAAGUCGCUUUUAUCGGGAGCGAGCAAUCAUAAAGUCGGCAAUGUAUGUGGGGACGUAUUUGUCAAGCUUGCGCGACUUCUAAAUCCCAAAAGUUCCGAAUCCUGCCACGCAAACGCGCAUUUGGAGCCUUUUUUGCUAAAUAUUUCAGAUCUUUUUCAUAAAGGCCUGAUUUACCCAUUAAGCCGCGCGAUUGCCGAAGUGGGAUACGUGCGGGUCAUUGCCAAUGUGAGCGAGUCCGUUAAUAUUUCGAACAUCGUCUCGCAUUUUGUGGUACCCCUUUUUAAACAGCUUAGCGGGGCUUUUCCAGCUCUUAUCCACGCCCUUCUGGCCUUCCAUAAGACGUCAGGGGCCAAACGUGAACGUGUUUAUCAGGGCGUUGUGGAGGUUUUAUACCGUGCGCGAGAUUUGGGUUUGGAUAUUUCCGUUUUUAUGGCCCCCUUGAGUGAAACUUUUAGGAUUGUUGAGGCGAGUCUGCAGGCGUGGAGUUUUGAUUUGCGAAAUACCGCGUUUCGCCUGUGCGUGUUUGCCCCCAAACGGGUGGCGCCCAUCGAGGCUUGGCAGUGCAAGGUGGUGGAGGCUUUUCUUUCGUUGAAUAUGCAUCUUGGGGGGGAUACUACGGCACGAAAAGGGUUGUUGGAUUCCUAUCGGAAAUGGACUGUGCAGAUCUCGGAGAGCUUUAAACGAGGCACCCAGCGAACAAGCACUUCUUCGCGCGGCAAUCUUUGUAAUAAAACGGCGGAAAGCGACCUCAAAGGCGUGGAUGAGGCUUAUAGGCAGAUGCUUGUCAACCACUGCAUCUCUUGUGUUCGGCUUUUUGCCGAGCACUAUGGCUUGACCAUUGAACACAGUCAAGGUCUUUCCAUUGAACGUCGUACGGCGGCGGCUUCUUGCUAUGUGAUUUUAUUAACGGAGCUGAUGAGUUUAAUAAAGGGGCAUGAUUCACCAUCCUCCUGGCAGCCGAGUCUGCGGGAGUGCUUUCCAAGCAGCAUUGUUAAACCUCUUUUAGCUGAUCUCUCGGAUGGAUGGGCCUUGGCGCGGAAAUGCGCCAAGAAGGUUCUACUUUUAUACUUUCAGCAUGCCUUUCCGAUCGUUCAGGAGGUGGUCAAUCCAGCGAGCAUUCUAAAGUCAUCGAUUUCCGAGCUCCGAGGCUCUUUUACCUAUCGGAACGCGGAGGGUGCGGUCUUGCGCUUUAUGUUAUUUGAUUCUCAAACACCUGAGGCUUAUGAAGCCGCCGCGGCGGAUCCCGAAAAGGAUUUUAAAAAGCGCCUUGACAACUUUUUAAAGGAGGUUUCUACGCUGGAUUCGAUGUGCAAAGACAUACAAACCAUUCGUGAGAAUGGGAUGGAUGUGGAGGUUUGUGCGUUUGUUCGUCAGAACCCACUUCACGGGAGGCUUUCGUUGUGUAUGGCGAUCUUAACGAGUGUGUUUUCUCGCUUUCGGACAUCUUUGGAUGGCAAAGCCACACGGGCCUCGAAUUUGUCGAUUCUGAGGGAGGCUUCGAACGAAUUUCUCAAGUGUAGUUUGGGGGUUCUUCGCACCUGCCGUACACUCGUCGGGAGCGAGCCACUUAUGUGGUCUGCAUUAGGUCGCCCGGAGGCGAAGAAGGAGGGUAUUUCUUUCGCGAAUUCAACAGGCACCACCCCCAGCGUGGUGGUGGAUUGUAGAGGCCACGUGUAUGAUCCCCACCAACGCCCGGAGGCGGAAGGAUUAAUGCGCAUUGUUGCCAAUAAUACGUGGCUUGCCAUUCGAAGCGUGACCUUAGCGGUGCCUCUUAUCACCGUGGAACUACAUAAAUUGGAGGAGCUUAAUUUUGAGGUUGUGAGAACCAUUUGUUUUGAUCUGGUGGAUACGCUUUUAUCGACAAAGCAUAAUGGGGUGAUGCGGUGUGUGCAGGAUGCACUUCGAAUGCUUAUGAAGGCUCUACUGCGCUGCCGACUACCCCUUUUUUACAGCUUGCCGAGCGAAAUGGCUGAUUACCUUAUGGGAGAGGAUGGUGUGAUGUCUAGCGACGCCUCUCGUAUGCUUCGACGUAGUCAAGGAUUGCCCCACGCCAUUCUUUCAAUUUUAGGUGCCGAAGAUGGCUCCUUGCCGUGUUUUAUUUUUCCAAGCGUCCUGUCGAGACUCCUCGCGUUGGUUCGUGAGGGGCUUCAGGCGGAGGGGGAUGCAAUAGAAGUUGCGAAGACUUCGACGGAGGUCCAGCUCAGCCAACGGUCGAACAGCCUUAACGUGUUAAAGUUUAUCUUUGACGAUAAAACUCUAGCUGAGCGUGCAAUUCCAUACCUUGAGGAGGUAUUUUUGCUCGCAAGCGAGGGAUUUAGCGACCCUAAUUGGGGGAUUCAAAACAGCUCCUUAAUGCUCUUUUCGUCGGUGCUCCAGCGCUUUGUAGGGGAGCAUCCGUCCACGGGUGGGGUAGGCGUCAAUACCUCUUUGCACGACAUUACCCGACGAACCCCACGUGCCGUUUCAUUUGCCUUGCGGAUUCUCACCCAACGCUCGACCUCGUCGGUCGUUUCCUUGACCGACGCACCGACUUUAAAUAUUUUUCCAGUCCUGCAGAUGCUUUCAAUGCUCUCACCCGACCCGUCUAACCUGUUGAACGAUUCCCAAACAUCCUUUCCGGCCCCCAAUGGGGCGGAAUCGGCCGGACAGGACGCCACACCCGUCCUGGCGGGAAAAAACCUCACGGAUCGUAUUGUGAAUGCGGUGAUGGGUUGUGGGGCGAAUCGAUGCCUCGCGGCGCGCACCGCCAGCGCGAGGGCGUUGGUGUGUAUUGUUCCCUGCGCCGACAUCCCGGCCAACCUGCGGGUCGUGGCGUUCCGUCAUUUUGACCCCAAAGUCGCCAUCUCCAACAGCCUUCAUGGGGGCCUUCUUCAACUCCAGCGAUUUCACCUCCACUACGUCGGCAGCCUCGCUUAUCCUCCACGGCAGGGCCGGCUUAGCAGCCGGGCCACCCCUGCCUUGGCGAUGGAAGUCACUCGCACCCUCACGGACAUCCUUCGAAGUCAUGAAAAGGUUCUAAAAGAGGGUUCUAUCAUCUGUCCAGCGAUCGCUGCUGCUUGCGUUGAGCUAAUAAGCGAUCUUGUCUAUUUUGGCCCCCAUAAUGGGCUUCCUAGGGAGAUUCUGAUGAGCCUAUUGGCUUGGGCCAUGCCAAUCCUGGAAAGGAACAUAUGUGCACCCAUUCCGGUUUAUGAGCGAGCGAAGGCGUAUCAUGGUGGGGUUCGGAGGGCUGGAGCUCUUUGUUUACUCCUGGCGGUUCGCUUUUUGCAUCUUCACUCCAGUGAACCGGGCGAUUCCGAAUGUGAGGAAACAAUCCGUCGCUCUAUACGAUGUGUUUUGGCGCAUGAAGUCCGUACUCUAGAUCUCGCAAGUGGCUUACACAAUGUCACCUCUCUUUUACUAAGCCAUAUGCAUUUCUACACAACCGAACGAAGACUUUUCCCGAAGGGAGAGUUGAUGGGGAUAAUUACGAAGGUCCUGAAGGUGACGUAUGCUGUUGAUUUACCCUCUGCAUCAUUACAAGCCUUAACAAAUGUUCUCAAACAGCACCGCAGCGGGUAUGCCUUGGGUUGCGUAGCCUGGGAAGAGGUAAUGGCACAUCUCGAGUUCACCGUAUCUCUUCAACGGCGUCGAUAUCCAUUGGAAAUGGAUCGAACACUGGAUACCGAUUAUCAGAUAAUCCAAGAGUGUGUAUUAGCGCUCUUGGACUCCGACUUUCCUGACUCAGAAAUUGAAACGUGGCUUCACCCCCCUGAGUUUUGCGGUACAGCGCUUCGUUUUUUAGUUUGCAGGAGCCUUCAGACUGAAAGGGUGCUACCUGGGAAAAUAACCAAAAUUUUGUCAUCGUUCGCAGGGGCAGAGAGCCCGCUGAUGGCACGCAAAGCCGUUUUAGAGGCCUUGUCCGAUUGCUUUGAAGUGUUUUCCACUAGGAAAACCCAGCAAUAUCAAUCGGAGGAUGAUAUUUUUGUGGCUAUAGUGGAACCCGAGAGCAAGAUAUUGCACGAUAUUGAACCUCUUUUACUCAUUCUUGUUCGUCUUCUUUGCGAUGAUACAGCAGAAGUGCGCUACGCGGCGUGUACAGUGUGUCCGUUGGUUUUGCACGCGUGCAGCGGGUCUGAUUUGACGAAGGUCGAUGCUGCUUCUCAUUUUUUUGUUCAAGACCAAGCUUCCUCACUUCUUUCCAUUGUCCUUGUGCUGCGCCAGUUGUUGCGCGAAAAGAAGGUUUCCAUUCUUGAGAUGGAGACUUAUUUUCUAUCCAAUCUUUCACCAAACUUGUCUUUACCCGAGCUUCCAUGCGAAGCUGAAGCCCUAGUCGAAGGUCUAGAAGUGAUUGAGGCCGAUAAUGACGACAUCGGGGAUGACAUCUUGUUUCAAAAGGAACCUGACAAUAUUUUUAUGGAACGAAUAACCCUGGACUAUAUUAUCGAGCGUCUCCAGGAUGCGCUUCACUUUCCUACAACACCCGUGCAUUCUGAAUGUGCUCAAUAUAACUCCUACAAUGAGCUUUUGUCAUCAGCGGAGUCCGAAAAAAGUUUACAAGUUCGCAUUAUCCCCCCUAACGAUCGAUAA